This is a messenger RNA of Exophiala viscosa, 1239 nucleotides long. RefSeq lists its product as uncharacterized. Lineage: Eukaryota; Fungi; Ascomycota; Eurotiomycetes; Chaetothyriales; Herpotrichiellaceae. The record is from RefSeq and is a predicted model, not a curated record. Gene Ontology annotation, molecular function: protein serine/threonine kinase activity. The transcript is spliced from 4 exons. Gene Ontology annotation, biological process: spliceosomal complex assembly; regulation of mRNA processing; peptidyl-serine phosphorylation. The coding region runs from base 1 to 1239 and encodes 412 amino acids.
AUGGAAAGUGAUAUGGAGAAGAUCGAGAAAAUCUACGGAUGGUCCGAUAUACUAUACAUGGAAGAGAACAUGCUCCAUUAUCGGCCAGGAGGUUAUCAUCCUGUGGCUUUGGGAGAUACGAUGAAAGAUGAUCGAUACAAGGUAUUGCAUAAGCUCGGGUAUGAGACAGCAAGUAUGCCCAUCGUUCUCCCUCUCAUACUUGCCCUCGGGGAGGGUGCUGACAACUUGCAGACUCGCGCGGUGGGUGGCGAUCAAAAUCAACAAAGCAGACGAGUCAAAGCAGACGAGUCAAAGCAACCUCAGGAGCUACAGCAUCAUCGAGCCCUGUUGGAGCUUGCCAAAGGCGAUCUUCGAUCGAAACAUAUCGUUCAACUUUUCGAUGAUUUCACUGUGGAUGGCCCUAAUGGCAGCCAUCUGUGUCUGGUUUUGGAGUUGCUCGCGCCGCCCGUCGAUUGGAUGAUUUCUGAUGAACCAGAUGAGUGUUAUUACCCGUAUGAGCGUCUCGACCCGGUAAACAGUCUCAUGAUCUCGACAAAUCUUCUAGAAGCUCUGAUAUUCUUACAGGAGAAUGGCUAUGCACACGGAGAUAUCAGCACCAAAAAUAUUGCUUAUACUUGCGAUUUGCUGUCUCAUUUGUCCGAGAACGAGCUCUUGAAAGUACUUGGCGACCCGGAAACAGUAGAUAUCAGACGAGUGGACGGCCAACCCCUUGCGGAAGGUAUCCCCCGCCAGUUCAUCAGGUCAACCGCGUGGCCCGGAUAUCCGCACGACGACGAUGAUGUGGACGAUGAUUUCCGGUUUUUUGACCUCGGAGAAGCGUUCACUCAGGACACCACGCCUAAGAAACUCGCUGGGCAUAUUUGCUAUCUCUCAGUCGGGUACUUGCCCUGGCACAUUCAUCAGUGGCCUAUGAAUGACUUGCGCAACUCUUCGAAGGGUUAUUUCGAUGAGUGGCCGAAAGAAUGGCAGAAAAACGCGGAGCGACUGCGACGUGACGCGGAAGAAGAAUAUGGCAGAGCCUUGCGAGGAGAGAGAGAGCCUCCCGGAUUGGAGUUGGAAGUGGAAUUCAAGAAAUAUGUCCCGGAACCGGAAUUACAAGUCCUCCUUCCCGUAAUCCGAGGUCUCACCCAGCUCUCCCCAUCGAGUCGGAUGUCAGCAGGGCAAGCUCUUUUCUUGGUUGGAAUGCCUCACGAGGACUGCUAUGCCACGGACGAAGGGAGAAAUAUGAAGUCCUAUUGA